AUGAUCAAAAAUCCUCAAGGAAAUCUCAUAGCCCAGAAUACAAUCCUUGGCUGGAUUUUGUCCGGAAGAGUGUCGCAAGACUUAGUCAGUGAGAGAGAGAAAGUUAUAAGUAUGCAUGUUAAUGUUAGAGAACAUGACUUAUUGAAACAAUUUUGGGAGAUAGAAAAUGAGCCGAAUAGUCUGGAGAAAAGGUUAACUAAAACAGAAAUUUACUGUGAAGAGUUUUAUAACAGAACUACAAAGAGAAAUAAGGAUGGUAGAUUUGUUGUGAGGUUACCGUUCGCUGAAGAAGAUCCAAAAUGUCAAUAUGGCAAGUCAAGAGAAAUUGCGUUAAGAAGAUUCCUGUAUUUAGAAAAGAGAUUGUUGAAGAAUGAUAAGUUGUACAAUGAUUAUAGGAAAGUCAUGGAAGAGUAUUUAGCCUUGAAUCAUAUGUCACGGGUAGAUAGUGAAGAUCUUAAUAACCCAAACGCGGUCUAUCUUUCUCAUCAUGCGGUUGUACGUGAAGAUAAAGAGACAACGAAAAUUCGAGUUGUUUUUAAUGCAUCUUCGAAAGGAAUCAACAAUGUAUCAUUAAAUGACGAUCUUUUGAUUGGACCAAAGCUGCAGCAAGAUUUGAGACAUAUUCUGUUGAGAUGGAGGAAGCAUCGAAUUUGUAUAGUGGCUGAUUUAGUUAAAAUGUAUAGGCAGGAGGAGGAGGAGAAGUUGCCUUCGAGAGAGCGCUCCGUAGCCGUGCCUUUAAAAAGGCACCAACCGAAAGAAAGGACGCAGUAG
Messenger RNA from Vanessa atalanta (red admiral), 771 nucleotides. RefSeq lists its product as uncharacterized. The transcript has 2 exons. The record is from RefSeq and is a predicted model, not a curated record. NCBI's taxonomy places the organism in Eukaryota, Metazoa, Arthropoda, Insecta, Lepidoptera, Nymphalidae. The coding region runs from base 1 to 771 and encodes 256 amino acids.